AUGUCGAGCUUUUUAUCUCGCGCAGGCUCCGACUCACGCAUACAACUGGCCGCCACAGCCGUCAUCUCAGGAGGCAUCGUGGCGGCCGGGAUCCUGAGCUACCAGCGCCUGUCCCACGAGAAGCGAGUCUCGAGACUGAAGGACUCGAUACCAGACCCGAGCGAGGACAAGCCCCCACAGAAGCUCACCAGUCUCGGCACCAUCCCCGCCCCCGACAAAGAAGAUCUCCGAACCGAGGCGCUCGCACGGCGCGCCCAGGCCGGCGACUUUGAUGACGAGCUGAUCCUCGAGCAGCUCGCCCGCAACCGCGUCUUCCUUGGGCCCGAAGGUCUCGACAAGCUCCGCAGCUCGUUUGUGGUCGUGGUCGGCUGCGGCGGCGUGGGUAGUCAUGCGACAGCCGCCUUCUCCCGGUCGGGCGUGUCGAGGAUACGGCUUGUCGACUUUGACCAGGUCACGCUGAGCAGCCUGAACAGACACGCGGUGGCGACCCUGGCAGAUGUCGGGCUGCCCAAGGUCCAGUGCCUGCAGAAGCGGCUGCGGGCCAUCGCGCCGUGGGUGCGCUUCGACCUGCGACAGGAAAAAUUCGACUCAGACAGCUGCGAGGCGCUGCUGGGCCCCUGGGCCGAGGACGGUCGUGCACCGGACUAUGUGAUCGACGCGAUUGACAACAUUGAGACCAAGGUGGCCCUGCUGCGAUACUGCCACGACCACAAGUUACCUGUCAUUUCGGCCAUGGGCGCUGGGUGCAAGAGCGACCCGACGAGGAUCAUCGUGGGCGACAUCAGCAGCAGCACCGACGACCCGCUGUCAAGGGCCACAAGGAGGAAGUUGAAGCUCCAAGGCGUGACACACGGCAUCCCCGCCGUCUACUCGACUGAGAGGACGGCCGACGGAAAGGCACAGCUGCUGCCUCUGGCCGAAGACGAGUUCAAGAAAGGUUCCGUGGGUGACCUGGGACCGCUUCCUGACUUCCGCGUGCGGAUCCUACCAGUCCUCGGCACCAUGCCAGCCAUCUUUGGCCUCACAGUGGCCAAUCACGUUAUACUUCACAUCACAGGCUAUCCUACGGACUACAUCGAAUCCAAAGGGUCCGGCAAGCUCUAUGACUCGGUUUUCUCCACCAUACAGGCCAACGAGGAGAGGCUGGUACGGUCGGAACCGGGCGCCCCAUCAGAUGUCGCAGUGGGGCUCCGGAUCCCCCUGACCGUUGGUGAGGUGGCCUUCUUGGUGGAGGAGAUGUACCGUGGCCGCAGUGCCAUCAGUGGUCUGCCGACCAGGCUGCACCUCAUCAGGUGGAGGAGGCCACAGGACAGCAUCUUGAAGACUAUUGGCGAAGGUGCAGAGCUGCAGAAGUCCACAACACUGAGCAUGAGUGAACUGGUGUGCAUGACGAAAGAAGAGCAUAAAAUCCAUGAGAAGCAGGUGCUGAAGGGUGACAAAGCCCCUGAAGAUCUAUACGAUGCUGAGACCAUCAAAAGGGUAGAGGCUAGGAUGGCAGAGAUCAGGGAAUACGAACAGCAUAGGUGGUGAGUGAGUAAGUGAGUGUGUAUGUAUGAAUCAGACCAUAGACCAACACUAGAUCACCAUUUGAUGCACACACAUA
Cryphonectria parasitica EP155 is the source of this 1603-nucleotide messenger RNA. RefSeq lists its product as uncharacterized. Gene Ontology annotation, cellular component: mitochondrial outer membrane. Gene Ontology annotation, molecular function: ubiquitin-like modifier activating enzyme activity; tRNA threonylcarbamoyladenosine dehydratase activity. The record is from RefSeq and is a predicted model, not a curated record. Gene Ontology annotation, biological process: cyclic threonylcarbamoyladenosine biosynthetic process. Lineage: Eukaryota; Fungi; Ascomycota; Sordariomycetes; Diaporthales; Cryphonectriaceae. The transcript is spliced from 3 exons. The coding region runs from base 1 to 1530 and encodes 509 amino acids.